GUCAACGCAGGGGCCGGGCUUUUUGCACAGCUGUGUUUUCAACAAGUACUACUGAAGGCAAACCAUCAGCACUAAAAAUGUCCGAUAGCUGCUCGGAUUCGUUGAACGAGGCCAAGCUGUUGCGAGACGCCAGCGCAAUGAGCGAUGGCAGCGACGUCGAGUCUGAGGGACCGGAUUUUCGCCGGGAGUUUGUUUUGACUCCGUUUGUCAGGGGCUUGAAGCUUGUGGCGGAGCAGGUUGUCGGCGCUGCAGCCGUCGUCGCCGCGCGCCGAGGUGACACCGUGACCAUCAAGCAUGGCGUAACCGCCAAGGAGUUCGAGGAGGUUGUCGCACGUGCCAUGGCGGUUCUCGGUGGGGUCUCCGACGAGGAAGCGGUUGAGCGCAUGAUGAAGUGGACGGGCAUUGCACUGGCCAACGUCGAGGCUGAUGGAGAUUGCUUCUUCCAUGCGGUCCUGUGGGCUUUGGCGUCGCUGAAGAUCAGCAUCCCUGAGGAGCUGAAGUGUGCCAAGAAGCUGCGCGCGGCAUUCACACAGCAGGCGCAGAAAAUCGCCAAGGCAUUGGAGAGCAAGGUUGCGCUGCUCAAGGCAGCUGGCGCGCCGCCGACUGAUGAGAAGCUGCAGCAAUGCAAAGCACCGGCGACUGAUGCAGCUCUUGGGCGCGAUUCUCUGCUGUCGUGCUGUCGGCGCGUUGGUCGUUGCGCGGGCGCCUACGCGCCCUGCUGCGUGCGUCUGCGUGACUGCUGCUCGCCGCUGCCCUGGCCGCCGCCUGCCGCUUCCUCGGGGCAACGAUGCCAAGACUGGUCAGUCACUUGCUGCUGGAUGCCCCUGACGCUGAAGAGCAAGGCUAUAAUGCCGAGAAGCCCCGAGGUCGCCCCCGCCCCGCGCCUAGCCCUUUGAGCGUGGGGCGCCGGGGAGGUGUUGAGUAUGGCAGGAGGCGAAAGAAAUGCUUGGGGUGUUUGGGAACGUGACAAGGCACGCAUGUGGCGCGGAAAGUCCCGCACGGCCCCAACCCGAGUGUCCCUAGCCGAUGCGCCUGCGCGUCGUAGCGGCAUGGAGGC
Molecule: messenger RNA, 1057 nt
Organism: Chlamydomonas reinhardtii
Lineage: Eukaryota; Viridiplantae; Chlorophyta; Chlorophyceae; Chlamydomonadales; Chlamydomonadaceae
Exons: 4
Coding region: 78-896 (272 amino acids)
Source: RefSeq, a predicted model, not a curated record